CAGAAAAAUUCAUCAGAGGCGCUUGAAGAGUGCACAGUGGUGUAUGGAGAAAACUGCUGUGGGUACGCGGAUUGAAUGACUUUUAUGUCCCUUUUCUGUAAAUGAGUGUUUUUUUUGUAUAAAGUAACCUAAGGGAACUAACCGUUGUUGUUGACUAAAUCGUAUUUGUGAUAUAACUCGACCACAUGAGGCGUAUCCUCCUCAAGCAUCAGUGAUUAAGUUUUACCUAUCGAAUUAUUGGUGGAUCAAGACCCGGAGAACCAUUUGUAGCGGUUGGCUAUUAUUUUGGGUUAAUCAUUAUCACGAUCUCAUAAUAUGACGGAUACGAGUCAGGCGGAGCAACCGCCCCAAACGAACGGCAUUUCCGACUUGGAAGACGAUGACAGGGCCAAAAUGAGACCAGUAGACAUAGACGCCGAUGUGAGAGAAAUGGAACGAAGGAAACGAGUAGAGAUGAUAAUGAACAGUAAACUAUUCAAAGAAGAACUGGAAAGGAUCUUAGACUCACAGCUGAAAGAUGGAUCAGGACCAAGCGGGCUUCUCCAACAAAUUUCGGACAUGGUAGGCGUCAACAGACAAGGCGGAAACGUUUUUAAGAGUUCGAGCUGUGUGAUUCCCGUUAACGACAUUAGAGGAAUCGAGUCGAUGGGAUAUGGCAAGGGAGAAAAGAUUCUUAGAUGUAAAUUGGCCUGCCUCUACAGGUUGAUCGACUUGUACGGCUGGGCCUACGGCUCAAGUACACUCAUAACUGCCAGGUUGAACCAGGAUGACGAACAAUUCUUGGUCAACCCUUACGGAAUGCUCUUCCACGAAGUGACAGCUUCCAGUCUGAUUAAAGUAGACAUGCAGGGCGCGGUCCUCGAACAAGGCACAACCAACUUCUCCGUCAACAUUACCGCAUAUUCACUCCACGCAGCAGUACAUUCCGCUAGACCAGACAUCAAAUGCAUCAUCCACGUUCACACUCCUUCCGUAGUAGCUGUAUCUUCGUUAAAACAAGGACUGAUGCCUUUGAGCCAGGAGUCUGUUGUCAUAGGUGAAGUAAGUACACACAUGUACUUAGGCGGUCAUCUAGAUCCAGAAGAAAAGGACAAAAUCGCAAGGAACCUAGGACCGAACAAUAAAGUCCUCCUACUGACCAACCAAGGAGCAUUAUGUUGUGGAACGACCAUUGAAGAAGCCUUCUUCAAUGCCAGAAAUACCGUUUUAGCCUCUGAAUCACAGCUCAAACUUCUUCCUGUAGGCAUUGAUAAUUUAGUUUUGAUAAAUGAUGAAGUAAGGAAAAAAAUAUACGACGCAGCGCACAAAGCACCAGAAAGUACUCCCCGACCGGACCAACCCUCUAUUUUGGAGGGCAAAGUAGAAAGAAAGUGGCGUGUAGGCGGUGUAGAAUUCGAAGCUUUGAUGAGGAUGUUGGACAACGCAGGAUUCAGGACAGGCUACAUCUACAGGCAUCCAUUAGUUAAGGGCGAACCACCGAAACCAAAGAACGACGUUGAGGUACCCCCAGCAGUUUCCUCCCUUGGAUAUUUGUUGGAAGAGGAGGAGUUAUAUAGACAAGGACUCUGGAGAAAACUUGAAGGUGGUAGGAAAGGCAACGAUCGCAGCAGAUGGUUGAAUUCGCCCAACACCUAUCAAAAAGUGGAAAUUUUGGAAACCGGAACACCCGACCCCAAGAAAAUCACAAAGUGGGUAGCCGAAGGAUCACCUAGCCAUUCGAGCAGCACACCAGUUAAAAUUGAAUCGGCUCUUCAGUUCGUACCAACAGGUACUAAUCCAAAGGAAUUCAAACAAAAACAACAACAGAUCAAAGAUUACAGACGAGCAGACAAAAUUUCUGCCGGUCCUCAAUCCCACAUUUUGGAAGGUGUAACGUGGGAGGAAGCUAAAAAAAUGCAGGACGCUACAGUAACUCAAACAGGCGACCAUGUAGUGCUAAUGGGAGCUGCUUCAAAGGGCAUUAUCCAGAGAGGGCACCAACACAACGCCAUGGUAUACAAAUCGCCUUACGCCAAGAAUCCUUUCGAUAGCAUCACAGACGAAGAACUCAACGAAUACAAGAAAGUCGUAGAAAAGAAAGCUAAGGGUGAAUAUGACACUGACUACAGUGAAUCAGAAGGUCUUUCGUCAGCAGCUUUGAACAAAAGAAUUGAAGAUAUGCAAAUUAGGUCUCCAACUUCUGUUACUAGUGAGACAGAGGAAGAAAGUAGAGACGAACCUCAAAUCUUACGGAUAGAAACGAAGACCGUUCCCAAACCUAGUCAACCAGAAGUUGUAUUAAGCGACGUUGAAAGUUCCCCCAUAGAAAACUUCCUUAAAGCCGAGCGUGUCUCUGCGAAUAGUUAUAGGGGUGAGAAUACAGUUAACGGAGACCAGUCCGAUGCCCAUAUGAGCACACUGUCGCAAAGUAGCAAAGAAGACCAUUCAAUAUCCGAAGGAUCACCCAAAAAAGACAAAAAGAAGAAGAAAGGUUUAAGAACUCCUUCGUUCCUUAAGAAGAAGAAAGAAAAAAAGAUCCGUGAAGCAUAGGAACUGCCUCUGCCAGAAUAAUACAAACGCCUCCAUCGAGACUGCCAGCAAUUAAUUCAUUUUAGUUUAGUAAAAAAAAACUGGUGCGGCUAAAAUUUUUGCACUAUAUCUGUGACAUUGGACUGCAUUUGUCAAAUUCGAUAAAAAAAUACUACAAUAAAUUAUAUUUUAGCUUUAUCUGUACAGGAAAACCAUAAAGAUUUUUAAUAUUAACUUUCAAAGUGCGACAUAGUAGUGGAUUAAUAUAUUAUAUUCUAUAUAGAGAUAUGUGUUAAAUAAAAAUAAACAAUUCGACUCAAGAAACUGACUUUUGUGAUUAAUAGCUGAGAUUUAGUUGGAUAAAUGGUGUGCGAUGAUUAUUUUUUGGCGGGAAAGGGUAUUUGGCGUGCUUCUUGACAGUGACAGAUGUCAUCAAUCUGUCAAACGCCACAAGAUGUUUAUGUACAAUAAGCAUUGGAUAAUUAAUUCUUCCUAAAGCCUCUACCUCGGUUUUUAGUAAUGAGAAAUCAUGUUAAUUUAAUAGACUGAGUAGUUGCAUCUACUGAUGUCAAUAAUGACAUAUUCUUGUCGGUUUCGGUAGUAUCCCAUAUGUCGGAUUGUUUGCUUUUGUCCAGUAUACAUGAUAUUUUUAUUUAUGUAAAUUUUUAAGCUUUUUAUCUUGACUAUGCAAUUGUUUUGUUAUAUUAGAAUAAUCAGAAUGUGCAAAUAGAUUAUUAUAUAUUAUUUUUAAGGCUAUACUUCAUUUUAUUUUCAUAGUGCUUUGAAAUAACGUUAUUUUCACUCAGAAAAAGAAACCGUUUCAGAUUUUUUCAAUAAAAUGACAACUUUUAGAGACAUUUAGUAAAUUUUUGAGUCUUGUACUGUGUGAUCUAUUUAAAUUGGAAGCAUUCCAGUAAAAUUUUCAAUUAUUAAUCGAUUUUGAAUGAUUUUGGAAGUAAUAUUUAAUAAAAGAUGUACUUUUGCCCUCUAAUGAUGAGUAUUUUUGCCUUCUCAUCACAUAUUCGAAGUACACAAGUUUUCUUCGAUAGUUAAUAAUAGGUUUGUUCUAGCAUCAGUUUAAAACAGUUUGAAACCAUCAGCGAAUAGUCGACCAGCGCGAGUAGAGGGGAUAGCACUGGUGACUGUAUUAUGUUCUCUCACUGGCCAACUGUUUGCUGACGGUUUCUGACUAGUUUGACUGUUUGCUAGAACAAACCUAUUAUUUCUGCUUCAUUUCUUAUCCUUCUAGUUACUUCCAAGUUUGACAUUCUUUGAAUCCAUGAUAUUCGUAGGAUUCUUCUGUAACAAUAGAAUUCAUAGGCGGUCAACUUAUUCAGGUGCACUUGUUUUAGUGUCCACGCUUCCAAGCUAUAAAGAAAAGUAGAGAACACGUAACACUGAAGCAUCCUUUGGCGUAGUUCUAACCUUAUAUCCCGAGAACAAAGAAAUUUUAAGUUUCAAUGUGCUAUUUCAAUAUUUGUCUUAAUUUCUUUGGUUAUCACUAAUCCUAAGUAUUACGGCCAUCUGCAAACGAUAAAACAACUUAUUUGAAAAAUCCAUAAAAUACAAAAAACCUCUGGUACUAUGUCUACAGAUUUCCACAAAGCGUUUGACUCGAUAGAACUAGAUAGUGCAGCAUUAAAUGAAAGUCACAUCGAUAGCCGUUAUUCGAGAUUGGUAUACAAUAUUUAUAGAAAUGCCACAAACCUAAUAAAGUUACACGAAAACAGUGACGAGUAAAAAUUCAAAAAGCCAAUGUAACAAAAAAGAAAGCUUCUGUUGGAGUGAAAGUAAAAAGAAUGAUAAACUCCAACAGAAGUAAGGAAAAGAAAAAACUCAUGUGUAGCAAAAUUAACAAAAAUGAAAAGAGCUUCUCGUUGGAGAAGCCGAAGUAACAAAAUACUACUUUAUACUACUUUUGAAGUAGUAUUUGUAGAGGGAAAUGAUAAGAUGAAGAGAUAUAUGGACUGAUAAUAGAAGUGUUAAUAGACAGAGGCAAACUGAAUUGAGUUAGGCUAGCGAUAUAUGCAAGAGGACGACAACUUGACCCUCAAGGAUGGAUACGGCCAAUUUGCAUGCUUGUUAAAGACGGUAGCUCAAAGUAGAUAGUGAUGAUGACUAAAAAUUGAAAUAAUAAGAAGAAUAGAUCUUAAAAGUAGAACUUUUUGAUGAAUGUGUCUUGGACACGAAAUUAGAAUAGGCAAGAACAACCAAAUAAGAUGUAUCAAGAAGAAUAGCACAUGGAUGGGCAGCAUAUGGAGCUGUUAAAAACGUAUUUAAAGGCAGCAAUGUACCGAUUAAUCUAAAGAGUAAAAGUCUUCGAUCAGUCUGUUCUGCCAGUAAUGACCUAUGAUCCAGAAACUCUGUCUGCAAAAAGAAUGCUUUAAAACUAAGAAUAGCACAAGAAAAAUGAAUCGUUCAAUGAUAGGAGUAAAAAUAAAAGACAAGAUCACAAAUGAAGAUCUACGAAACAAAACUAGAGUUACAGAUUUUGUGGAGAGAGCUUGCAGACUAAAAUGGAGAUGGACUGGCCACAUGGCAAGGAUGAAAGAUAGAAGGUGAACACGCAAGUUAACUGAAUGGAUACCAAGAACAGAUAACCGAAAGAGAGGAAGACCACCUACACGAUUGGAAGAUGAUGAAAGAUAACGAAAAAUUGGAUCCAUACUACACAAAACCGUACAGGAGAGGCACGGCCUCUGGAUACAAACAGGAGAGGCUUAUGUCCUGCACUGGAUUUAAAACAGGCUGAUGAUGAUGAUUAUGAUAUGGUACUUUAAAUGAACCCUUUAAAUGUUGUCCCGAAUUACCUCUUUUAUUACUUUACCAUACGUUUAGUUUUCGAUUAGGGAUAGGAGACUAAAGGAAUCGCUAAAAUCGGCAACAUUUUUUAUGAGAAUAAGUUGCAUUGCUACUGUAGAAUCGACGAAUGACUGAAUCAAUUGGCGCGACUCAGGUGUGGGAAACGAGGAAGCAGUGUUGCCAUGUAUUGGAUGUAUUCCUAUCUAUAUCUAAUUUAAAAGUAAACACACGGUAUUAAAAAAACUCUUGAAAUGUUUAAGGAUUUCAAAUGUUACAGGGAUGUUUCUACUUUAAAUGACACACUGUAUAUAAACAUAAACAUUUACAGUAUACACUUUUGGGUCCAAACUUAGAAAAAGUUAUAAAAUAUAUUAGCGCUUAUAGAUUUGACACUGUGUUGUCAUUUUAUUAAGAAAAAUCCUUAGAUAUUAUUUAAAUAAACGUUAAUUUCUUUGUACUGCUGUUUUGGUUAAUAUAGGGAGUGGAUGGCACAAUUUCUGUUGGUUCUUUUGACAUGUUCAGCAAUAUUUUGCACAAGUCCUCUUUUUAUAAAUUUGUCUCCGCAUUGUUGAAAAAAUAAACAGCUUUUAUUGCUAAAA
Molecule: messenger RNA, 5909 nt
Organism: Diabrotica virgifera virgifera (western corn rootworm)
Lineage: Eukaryota; Metazoa; Arthropoda; Insecta; Coleoptera; Chrysomelidae
Gene: hts
Product: protein hu-li tai shao
Exons: 15
Coding region: 316-2529 (737 amino acids)
Cellular component (GO): plasma membrane; postsynaptic density; cytoskeleton
Molecular function (GO): actin filament binding
Source: RefSeq, a predicted model, not a curated record